UCGAGCGGGUCGAAUGCCUAAAUGCCCAAAAUCGAGCACACAUCAUCGGAAGCUCAUGAAGGAGAUGCCACUUGUUUGGCCUAUCAUGAUCAAUUUUUAUUUUCCGGCGGAGCUGAUGGCAAAAUUAGAAUUUGGUCGGAAUCACUGCAGUUGCUGAGCACGGUUGAUGCCCAUAAUCGCUCCUAUAUCUAUUGCAUGGCCGUCAAUGAUCAGGGCAAACUUUAUUCAAGCAGUUGCGAUGGUCAGGUCAAGUUCAUGACGGCCCCAUAUGACGAUGGUUCAGUGCAGGAUCUCUUUCGCUGCGACGAUGCCAUCCAGGCCAUGUACUGCGACGGUUCUGUCUUAUACACAGGAGAUGACAAGGGUGUGGUAACCACUUGGACAAAUGAUCGCAUGCUUUUCAAGUACAAUCUGGUGGAGGAGGUGAAAUCUUUGGCUGGCGAGAAAAAACUUAUUUAUACAGUGCGGGAUCUGGACGUGGUGGUCUCCCAGGUCGUGGGGGGGAAAUCCGGCAAAUAUAGCAACAAGGCGGUGCUGCCGGGUAAAUCACCUCUCCUACUCUUGGGUCCGCUGAUCGAUGGCAAGCGCAGCUAUCUAGCUUUUGCUGAUCGCACAGGCAUGGGCCUCCAGUUGGUUAACAAUCUGCCGCAAGAAAAGUUUGUCCAUAUAUGGAUCAUGCCGCAAUGCCAUGACAUGAUUGUUAAUAGCAUUUGCGGUGAUGAGAAAUAUCUUUACUCCGGUGGCUAUGACAAAAAGGUCAAAGGCUGGUCCGAUCUCGCCUCUUCCCAACCCCGUUCCCUAGGUGAAGUGGAAGUAGGCAGUUGUGUAAACUGCAUAUGCUGUGGCAAAAACAAUCUGGUGUAUAUAGCCUCCAGCGACGGAUUUGUGCGAGCAGUUAAAUUUAUUUAAUUUUACGCGCCAAUGUAGUUGGGCAUUGCCAAAAUCUGAUUAAGAUCUGCUUUCCUUUAAAUAUAACGGUUUGCUGCCUAAU
This is a messenger RNA of Drosophila willistoni, 991 nucleotides long. Its product is annotated as F-box/WD repeat-containing protein 1A. The record is from RefSeq and is a predicted model, not a curated record. NCBI's taxonomy places the organism in Eukaryota, Metazoa, Arthropoda, Insecta, Diptera, Drosophilidae. Gene Ontology annotation, molecular function: protein binding. The coding region runs from base 22 to 909 and encodes 295 amino acids. The transcript has 3 exons.